AUGACGUCAUACAAGGCAUAUCUUUGUAUGGAUCUCAUGCUGUGCACAAGGGAUGGAUACGCGGGUCUCUCACCGCAGGCUGCCUUGAGCAUCUUUGGAGUUUACUGGUCUGUUCGCUGCUUUAUACAGCCACCUCAAUUAGUUGACUUGCGCUUCGUGCUCGAGCUACCGGAUCAAUCGGCUCUAUCCAAGGUCCGAGCAAUAUCGAAAGCCAUUCAAUUCGGGGAAAGUCCACCUUCAGGCGAGGUUAACGGAGAGCUAGGGACGACUUGCAAGCUAUUGGCCCUAAUGGGUUGCUGGGUCCAUGUCCGGGAAUUUGUGGCAGCCUUGCGCAUAGCGGAAGACCCAGUAUCUAUGCUCACAUCCUUCACUGAAAUGGAUAUCCAAACGACAGCCUGCUUCAACUCCUUCGACAAUGCACGGCAUGCCUCUCCGGAAUCAAGCCCCGCCAGCCUUGACAAGUUCAUCGUAGCAGACAUUCUAUACCAUCAAUGCCGGGCCAUCCCCCAUCUGUAUAUGUUUCUUCUUAACCAAGACACCUAUGCUACCCAGCACGAAUUUGUGCAGCUAAGUGGCAGUAUGGGCUUUCGUCAUCUGCUGCUGCUCACAGAAUCCAUCCAUCGGCUUCUUCAAUUGCACGGCUCCGGCCAAGGCACCUCCGCGCCGCCAUUCGUGGGAUACCCAGCCUUCCUCGCCGCGUCGCUGCAACUAGGCAGCCUGGUGUACCUACGCGAACAACAACAGCAACAGCCACUCUUUGAGGUUGGGAGGCUGACGGAAACCCUCCGCACUUGUGUCUGCACGAGCCUUAACCUUUUGAAUCGCCUACGGUUCUUCUGGGCCCCACUUCAGGUGAUGGUAAGCCAGCCCGCCUCCUUCUCCUCGCUUCCCGCUUUCUUACUCCUUACCCCGACGCAGUGGAACCAGCUUCUACCACUGAUAGCGCGUGCUUCUAUACCGAUCCCGGAUGCGGAGCCCGUCGCAGGUACUGCCAAACCUCUUGUAUCAGACCCAAUCGCGAAGGAGCUCCAAAGCUUCGCCACCCGCCACCUGUCCGAGAUUAUGCUUACUAUUAACAUUCGAGAGCCAUUUUACCUGCCUCUCGAGACAGAAGGGCCUGAACAGGAUAUUCUACUCUCUAUCAUAUAUCCCCCGCUUCCCCGGCCGGACCUCCUCAUCAUCACGUCCCAGAGGAUGUCCCCUCGACGGUCCGCCAUGACCACGACGAGUUCCUGCCCGAACUGCAUGACCAGCUAA
Molecule: messenger RNA, 1257 nt
Organism: Aspergillus terreus NIH2624
Lineage: Eukaryota; Fungi; Ascomycota; Eurotiomycetes; Eurotiales; Aspergillaceae
Exons: 2
Coding region: 1-1257 (418 amino acids)
Source: RefSeq, a predicted model, not a curated record